Micromonas commoda is the source of this 231-nucleotide messenger RNA. RefSeq lists its product with no specific name. NCBI's taxonomy places the organism in Eukaryota, Viridiplantae, Chlorophyta, Mamiellophyceae, Mamiellales, Mamiellaceae. The annotation marks the transcript as partial. The transcript has a single exon. The record is from RefSeq and is a predicted model, not a curated record. Gene Ontology annotation, molecular function: RNA binding.
UACUCGGUGUUCGUGGGAGGGCUCAACUUCGACACCGACGAGCGCACGCUGCGCGAUCACUUCGAGCGCUUCGGCGAGGUGGACUCUGUGCGCAUCAUCUACGAUCGCGAGACCGGGCGGAGCAAGGGGAUCGCCUUCGUGCACUUCGCCGAGAAGGAAUCGAUCGCGAUCGCAGCGGAGCGCACGCACGGCGUUGAGAUCGACGGUCGCGCCGUACGAUGCAACCCCGCC